Molecule: messenger RNA, 3387 nt
Organism: Harpia harpyja (harpy eagle)
Lineage: Eukaryota; Metazoa; Chordata; Aves; Accipitriformes; Accipitridae
Gene: RCC2
Product: regulator of chromosome condensation 2
Exons: 15
Coding region: 345-1994 (549 amino acids)
Source: RefSeq, a predicted model, not a curated record
UUCCCACGCUGCACCCAAAACCACCCUCUCCCCGGGACGGGGUGAUUUUUGCAGAGGGUCUGGCUGCAAACCCCCUUUUCCAAUUGCUACGGGUGCAUCCCGAAUAUCACCAUCCCCAGGGAUACCCCAAAUAUCAUUGGCCAGGGAUGCAAACCCCAUGGCCGGAUCCAGGACUGGGGAAGGCAAAGCAAGGCCAAGGUUAUCCAAGCCGGAGCAGCGGCGGGACGGGCCGUCCCAGUGCUGAGAUGCUUCGUGGAUGAUUCAGAAACACCACCAAAAAUAUUGCAAAGGCCCCGAGUUGUUGCUUUCUUUAUGCUGCACCCUUCGCCCUAAAAUCAGCCGCCAUGCCCCGGAGGAAAGCGGCGGGACCGCCCUGGGAAACGGGCCCGGGCAACGGGGCGACGGCGGCGGUAACGAGGAGGAGGAGGAGGAGGAAGAAGCCCGGCCCGGCGGCAACGGCGGCGGCAACGGCGGCGGGAGGGAGGCGACGACCGCGGCCGGAGCUCGGCGGGGGGAGCAGCGGAGGAAGCAGCGAGGAAGAAACUCCCCCGGCCCGGCGGGCGAGGGACGGCAGCCCCGGGGGGAGGAGGCCCGGCAGGCCCGGGGGGGCCGGUGCUGCUGGCGGAGGAGGAGGAGGAGGAGGAGGAGGAGGCGCGGCGAGGGGCCAGAGCGUCGUUAUCUGCGAGCCCGAGCACAGCAAGGAGCGCAUCAAACUGGAGGGCUCCAAGUGCCGGGGGCAGCUCCUCAUCUUCGGAGCCACCAACUGGGACUUGAUCGGCCGCAAAGAAGUGCCUAAGCAGCAAGUUGCAUAUCGUAAUCUGGGCCAGAACUUGUGGGGGCCGCACAGGUACGGAUGUCUCUCAGGUAUUCAGGUGCGAAGCGUGGUUUCGGGACCCUGCGCUGCUCACAGCCUGCUCAUCACCGCCGAGGGCAAGCUCUGGAGCUGGGGUCGCAAUGAAAAAGGGCAAUUGGGCCACGGGGACACGAAGCGGGUGGAAGCCCCGAAGCUCAUCGAGGUGCUGGGGGGCGAAGCCAUCGUGCUGGCAGCCUGCGGCCGUAACCACACUUUGGCGCUUACAGAAAGCGGCUCGGUGUUCGCCUUCGGGGAGAAUAAAAUGGGGCAGCUGGGGCUGGGGAACCAGACGGACGCCGUGCCCAGCCCUACGCAGAUCAUGUACAACGGGCAGCCCAUCACCAAACUGGCUUGCGGGGCCGAAUUCAGCAUGAUCAUGGAUUGCAAAGGAAACCUCUACUCCUUCGGGUGCCCCGAGUACGGGCAGCUGGGGCAUAAUUCGGAUGGGAAAUUCAUCGCCCGGGCGCAGCGGAUAGAGUACGACUGCGAGCUGGUGCCGCGCCGCGUGGCCAUCUUCAUCGAAAAGACCAAAGAUGGGCAGAUCCUGCCCGUCCCCAACGUGGUGGUGCGGGACGUGGCGUGCGGGGCCAACCAUACGCUCGUCCUGGACUCGCAGAAGCGCGUUUUCUCCUGGGGAUUUGGGGGCUACGGGCGGCUGGGCCACGCCGAGCAGAAGGACGAGAUGGUGCCUCGGCUGGUCAAGCUCUUUGACUUCCCGGGGCGCGGGGCGGCGCAGAUCUACGCCGGCUACACAUGCUCCUUCGCCGUCAGCGAGACAGGCGGCUUGUUUUUUUGGGGUGCCACCAACACCUCCCGGGAGUCCACCAUGUACCCCAAAGCCGUGCAGGACCUCUGCGGCUGGAAAAUCCGCAGCCUAGCCUGUGGGAAGAGCAGCAUCAUCGUGGCGGCAGAUGAGAGCACCAUCAGCUGGGGUCCCUCGCCCACCUUCGGGGAACUGGGCUACGGGGACCACAAGCCCAAAUCCUCGACGGCCGCCCAAGAGGUGAAGACCCUGGAUGGGAUCUACACGGAGCAGGUGGCCAUGGGCUACGCCCACUCGCUGGUGAUCGCCCGCGACGAGACCGACACCGAAAAAGAGAAGCUCCGCAAGCUGCCCGAAUACAACCCCCGCACCAUCUGAGGGGCUCUCCCCCAAACUGGGACCUGGGAUCCCCCCCUCCAAAAACCCCGCUUUUCCAAGCCAGCCGCGGUUUUAACUACCUGUUCUCCCAUUUCCAAAGCCUUGGGAGUUUUUAUUCCCCCCCCUCCCAUGGCUUUUUGAGUUCCCGACCGUAGCAGGAUCUUUUGGCACAUCCAGGCUUAUUUGGGGGGCGGGGGUGUUAUUUUUUUAAUUAUUUUAAUUUUAUUUGUAUUUUUCUGCAUCACUUUUUAUUAUUUCCCCUUUUCCCAGCCGCAAAUAACCCCGGCCGUGGGCUUGGGGUAAAAUUGGGGACCUGAAGAGUAGCUGCAAAACACCUCUUUUUCCCCAAUAUUCCAAUUUUUUGGCAUUUUUCCCAAAUACCCCCCCACUUUGGGUGCUAUAAUUUUGGGGGGGUUCCCCCCUCCUCCAGCAUCCCUUUUCCCGGAGGGAUUCAGGAUAUGGAUGUCAUCCCACAUUCCCCAAGGGCCAAACCCAUCCCCAGCAUCAUUUUGGGGUUUCCCUCCCCGCUAUCGCAGCCCUCGCCCACCCCAGGGAGAUCUCAGGUAUGAAGAGGGGAGCCCUAAAGCAUCGCAUAAGCUUUUUCUUGGAAUUCUUCUUAAUUUGUUUUAAUUAUUAUUAAUUAUUUCCACCUGGUAUCAGCCCAAAGUCCCUCCUACAACGCUGUGCACUGUGCUGGAGAAACGAGGUGCCUUUUCGAGCAGAGCCCAGCUCUGCCUCCAUGCAACCCAAGGGUGAUUUUUUAAUUUUUAUUUUGGAAUUUGGAGGGUUUAUUUUGAAUUAUUUUUUAUUAAUUUUUUAAGUCCUUUCCGCUCUCCCCAACGGGUCGCGCUGGGUGCUCGGGGGCGGCGUUCGCGCCUGUUUGGGGAGUUUUGCAGUAAAAAAAGUGGGGGGGAGUUCAUUUGCUUUGGGGUUGGGGGUUAUUUGGGGGGUUUUUUGAGGGUGUGUUAGAGAGAAAAUAUCCAGGACAGGGAGAGCAGCUGGGCGGAAAAGUCAAAUAUUCCGCUCUUUUAGCAAUAUUAGGUUUUUUGUGGUUGUGGCACAAGUGGGUGCCGCGGCCCCAGUUAAACAGGGGGUGGAGAAAUCACCAAAACCUCACUUUUACCUGCCCCAAAAGCAUCAUUUUUGUUCAUCCUGCCCACCAGCAAAAUAAUUUGUAGCCUGAUUAAACUUCUCCCCCCUCGGCCCGCCCUGUUCCGGCCACGGGCGAGCGAAGGAGGAGGCUCAAGGAAGAAAAGAAUCCUGAACCACGAGGAUCUCAGAACAACUCAUCCUUUAGGAGAGGGUCCUGGGUUAGUGCUGUAAUUGUCUUCUUCAUGGGUUUUUUUUUUAUAUUUCUUGGAGUAAAUGUUUAAAUAAACGACGUCAUUGUGUA